This is a messenger RNA of Astyanax mexicanus (Mexican tetra), 4062 nucleotides long. It is a transcript of the gene fnbp4, whose product is annotated as formin binding protein 4. The record is from RefSeq and is a predicted model, not a curated record. Bases 59 to 2644 code for a protein of 861 amino acids. Lineage: Eukaryota; Metazoa; Chordata; Actinopteri; Characiformes; Acestrorhamphidae. The transcript has 17 exons. Gene Ontology annotation, molecular function: protein binding.
ACACAGCCUGCCUGACGAUCAUUUUGUCGCUAGCUGGGCUCCAUUAUCACUGUCAGUUAUGGGAAAGAAAACCCGGACGGGGACGGGCCGCCGGACCAUUCUACAGCUUUCUCCGCCCGGACCUCGCAGUGGACUCGGCGCAGGGAGAGACGAAGGGUUAGGUUCUGGGUCGGAAGAGGAGCCAGAGGGUAACGCUGACAGCCAUAGAGAAGUAAACAUAGAAAUGAAGCCUCCUGCUGUAAAGGCAACCCAGGGCUUGUCCUUGCUGGGUGCCUACGAGGACAGUGAUGAGGAAGAUGCUUCUGAAACCAUUUCCACAACAAAGGGCAAGCACAAUCGGCCUGCAGAUAUUGACAGUACCCUAGCUAGUUUCAUGGCUGAGAUUGAUGCAAUCACCACUCAGCCAGCCCAGGCAGAAGAUUCUGUGCCCAGUGCUCCUGCACCUACCCCUCCACGCCCUGAACCCAAAACGGAACAACAAGCUCAUGUUCAGAAUGGAUCUGCACAAGAAUUUCAGUAUAAUACACAGUAUUCCUUGGCAGGAGCUGGUCUUGAGAUGGGAGAUUGGCAGGAGGUGUGGGAUGAGAACACGGGCUGCUACUACUAUUGGAACACCCAGACUAAUGAAGUUGCCUGGGAGCUUCCCCACUAUCUGGCAGAUCAGAUGCAGAGUCUUCAGCAGCAGUACACAGAAACCUCAUCAAUCAAUGGCAGCGGCAUGUCCCACCAUGCAGAGGGAUAUCCUGAACAGACUCCUGCAGUGUCUGCUGCUGUACCUAAAAGGGAAACAAAAAAGAAGGCAUUAAUAGAGAGUGUGGUGGCUUUAACCAGUGAUGAGGAAGAGCGAAAAGGGGUGGCUGCCUCUCUCCUUGCACCCCUCAUACCACCUGAGGUGAAGGAGGCGGAGGAGCAAUGGAGGAAGAAGAUUCUGGCUAUAGAGGAGAAAACUGACAGUGGUCAGGAGAAUGAAGGGGAAGAUGCUCAGCCUUCAGGCUCUCCUGCUGUUUGUGAUGCAGAAAGCCCUUCUAAUGCUAACCAGCAAAGCAGAAACCACUCAGUUGAGAACUCUGAAGGCGAAGACGAGCCAGAGGAGGAUACCAUGGAACUGGAACUUGCAUUAGAGAGAAAAAAGGCUGAACUUCGCGCCCUAGAGGAAGGUGAUGUUAGUGCUGGUGGUUCCAGCCCCUGUUCUGAGGCCAGUCAGGAGGGCUCCCGUAGUGGCCUUUUGAAGAAGACGAAGUGGAAAACUGCUUUUCUUCGUGCUCAGAGUCCUGACUCGAACAGCAGAGGCUCUGACAAGGCAGGAUGGGACACACCAGAUAAUGUAGAUAUCGCACAUUCCAAAACUGCUGAGAAGCAGGGGGACAAAGAAAAAGAGGAAAAGGACAAGAGUUUACCCAAAACCCAAGAGGAGGAAACACCGGACCUCAAGUUUCAGAUUGGAGAGCUUGCAAACACAUUAACCAGCAAAAUGGAGUUCUUGGGAAUUGACAAAAAGGCCAUCUCUAACUUUCAGUUGCUUUUACUACAAACGGAGACACGGAUAGCAGAUUGGCGAGAGGGUGCUUUGAACGGAAAUUAUCUUCGUCGCAGGUUGCAGGAAGCUGCUGAACACAUAAAACAUUACGAACUUAACGCCACUCCCAAGGGCUGGUCCUGCCACUGGGACAGAGAUCACAGGCGGUACUUCUACGUGAAUGACCGGAGCAGUGCCUCUCAGUGGGAAUUUCCAGAUGUGGUAGAGGAAGGAGGAGUAGACGCCAAGCCUCUUCAGCCCUCUACAGCUGUCCAGGGAAAUGCUGAUAUUUUGCCUCCUGAGGCUUCCAGUGGUUUAGUAGCAGGAACUUCAUUUGGAGAAACCCAGGCCUACUGGUCUGUUCAUCAACCUCCACUUCCUCCAGAGACUCCCCCUCCACCUAUAGAGCAACCUCCUCCUCCACCUCCACCACCAGAAUCGCCUCCACCACCCCCUCCACCACCCCUUAGUGACGAUGGGGAGAUUGAGGAAGUAGAGAUGGAAGAUGAGGAUGCAGAGCCACCUGCUCCUGGAACAGAAGAAUUUAAGGCCAGUGAAGCAGCACUAUCUCAGGCAGCCACAGCUAAAGCUCAGAAGCGGAAAGCACCAGGUUCAGCACAGACAAACAAAGCUGUCAUGAUUGGGAGCAGUGCCAUACUUUACGCUCAGCCUGUUGUCACCUCAGCCCCACUGAUGACUGGAACUGCGUAUUGGGGAAUGCCUGCAGCAGCUUUGCCCCCUCUGCCAUCAGAGAGUUUAGUUCCACCAGUUCCAGCCCCACCCUCGCAACCUCCACCUCCGAUACCCCAGCCACCAAGUGAACCAACUUCUGGCAAAGUGCUUGUUGACAAAACAAAAAAGCUAAAAAAAGAAAAGAUGAAAAAGAGUAAGACGAAGAUGCCAUCUUUGGUCAAGAAGUGGCAGAGCAUUCAAAGAGAGCUAGAUGAAGAGGAGAAAUCAAGUUCUAGCGAUGAAGAUCGAGAUCAACUAAACAACAAACGUAUUGAAGAGUGGAAACAGCAACAGCUUUCCUCAGGGAAGGCAGGAAAGAAUGCCAACUUUGAAGCACUGCCGGACGACUGGAGGGAAAGGCUGCUGAAGAAGAGGAAAAUGAUGCAGAGUUCAUAACAGCUGUACUAAACAAUUUGCACAUGGUCAAAUCGGACACUUCUCUCUGGAGUGGACUUGGUCUUGAACUGUAUCUGUCAUCACCCUGUUCUCGCAGGAUGAGUUAGAUCAAACUGAAUGAGUGGUUGUGUUUUUUUUUUAUGGACUAUAUAUGAUGUGCAUAUAUUAUUGCACAUUUACUUUUUUGUAAACCUAUCAUUCACAAUACAUUUUUUAUUAUUGUAAGCGGGUGUCUUUCUGCUUAUUGGCAUUUGUAAAGUGGCCCUGAUGUGUACAUAUUUGUAUUUCUUUUUCCCCCUAAUAUGGUCUACUGUCAGACACCUCCCUCUAAUCCACCAUGUCAAAUAUUCAUUCCUAAAAUUGCAAUUUGUUUUCUUUUUCCCCCUCUUUCUUCUGUUAGAUUUUACUUUCUAAGAUUACUAAUUGAUCUGAUUUCAGUUUGUUGCUUGGUUUCUGGGCCUUGGAUUCAAAGAUUGCUCCCUCUGGACACUUACAAUUCUAUGACAUGCAGUCCCCAUAAUUAAAUAAUUUUAAGCAGUUUGGUAUUUGCAGUAGUUCAUACUACUGACUAACUUUUAACUGAGAUUUGGAGUUUUUUUUUUUUUUUUUUCUAUAGCAGUUCCUUUCGGAAUGAAUGUGGACUAUAUAAAACUAUGGCCUGCUCACUCCAGUGGUCAGACAUUGUGCACACAUUUGAGCAGAUAAGGACAAGAACGAUUUUGGCUAAAUUCCACUCUGAAUUUUGCCUCUCAAGUGGACAAGCUACAUCUUUGUAAGCCUUCAUGGAGACGUGUGCCAAUUGCUCCAGUUUUCCUCAAACCUUCGCAACAGUCUGUUUUUCUCUGGCACUUGUACAUCUCUCACUGGAGUGUGUUCUGUGUAAUUGUAUACUUGAUAGGGUGGGAGGGUUAUGGGGUCAGUGAAUUUUCCAAUGUUGUAAAUACUUAAUAAAAAAAAAUUCAACCUGUAUUUUAGACCUGUUUAAGAAUCAGCUAAGAGUCUUUCGGGCCUUGUUUGUGGGAUUUCCUCCCAUUCUCUGUUGCAAAAGUCAACCUGUCAUCCUGGGAUACAUUGCCCUUUAGGAAAGUAAGCUUUAAUAUCAGUGACAUCACGGACAUAAUACAAUGUUUUUUGUAGUUUUGUCUUUUGUUUUCAAGGGACUAAAUUCACUUGUUGCAUCUUCACUGUUUUUAUGUAAAGCUGAGGUCAAGCUUAAGAUUUCCAUUGUAAAAUAUCAAGGUAAUUCAAAUAUUUUUUGGAAAAAGAAAGGUCACCACAAACAUUUCAAAAUAUUUGCAGCUGUAGGUCAAUCAUGUUUUCACCAAAUGCCAAUUUUCACACCCUCUUGAGCAGCUUGUCUUGACGAAGUGGACCCAUGCAUAAGAGCAAAUAAAAAUGUGUAAAGUACUAAACACCCA